This is a messenger RNA of Oncorhynchus masou masou (cherry salmon), 627 nucleotides long. Its product is annotated as histone deacetylase 4-like. The coding region runs from base 217 to 627 and encodes 136 amino acids. Lineage: Eukaryota; Metazoa; Chordata; Actinopteri; Salmoniformes; Salmonidae. The record is from RefSeq and is a predicted model, not a curated record. The transcript is spliced from 4 exons.
AAAGGCAGAGGAGGAACACAGAGAGAGGUAGCUCGCGAGGGAGCAGGAGUGUUGAGAAAGCAGAAAACUGAGGAAAGGAGAGGAGGACAGAGACUGACAGAAAUAUAAAGAGCAGCACCACUAAAGCUAAAUAGAUCCUUACACACGGCAGAGACGAGCUGUAGAGGAGGAAACGAUAGGAGGGGGAAAAGAGAAGAGAGGAGAGCGUUUAUCGCCAUGCUCACUACAGCGCUGAUGGUGGACAUUAACUCUGCCCUGCCCCUGCGUCUGCCCCCGGCUGCCAUCCCCAUGGACCUACGCAUUGACCAGCACCAUCACCAGCAGCAGCUGUCCAUGUCUCCUUCUGCAGCCCAGGCAUCUGCAGCCCAGGCCAGAGAGCAGCAGCUGCAGCAGGAGCUCCUGUCCCUGAAACAGAAACAACAGAUUCAGAGACAGCACCUCAUCGCUGAGUUCCAGAGGCAACAUGAGCAGCUCAACCGCCAGCAUGAAGCCCAGCUACAGGAACAUGUUAAGCACCAGCAGGAGCUCCUGGCCCAGGAUGUUGAGCUCCUGGCCCAGGAUGUUGUAGUAACGUUGUGUUCCCCUCCAUGCAGCAUCGGCAGGAGCUCCUGGCCCAGGAUGUUGUAG